UUCAUGUGUCACUCUGCCAUCAUAUGUUCACUCCUCCUCUGGUCUCGUGCAGAGAGAGGAAACAAGUGUAAGAAGCACUUUAUGCUGCGCGCGAGCCCGUAGGAACAAUCCCUCCUGGACUGCAGGAACAUCAGCCAGCACCCCCCCACCCACCCUGGGUUCUCCGACCUGACUGGACUGUUCUGCUGGACCCUUCGGCGUUCAACAAUGCGGUUCAAGUUCCUGCACGCGCUGCACGUGGUUUUGCUGUUGGACCUGGUGGAAGUGAAGCAGAGCGACUCGGUAACACCGGAGCAGGACGCGCCGAGAGACAUGAGGAGUGUCCACAUGUUCAAACUGUACCAUCAAUUCAAUAAGGAGCGACACUCGCACCGGGACCAGAACACGGUCAGGAGCUUCCAAGCAGUGCAGGUGUCCUUCAACACCAGUGUCAUCUUUCACUUUAAUCUGACUUCCAUGCCUGAGUCAGAGGUGAUCCUCUCAGCAAGCCUACAUUUCCUCAAGCAGCACAACCGGCCCUUGAGCUGCCGACGUUCCAGAGGCUCCUCGUGUCACAACAACACCUUUGACCCCUUUAAAGCUGGUUUUCGAGGGCUGUCUCAAAACACAACCUUCCCAGCCUUUUUGGGUAACGUCACAUUGUCUCCUCAUAAAAAAGGACACUGGCAGAUGUCUGACGUGUCCUCGGUUGUCCAAUGGGCUCGUGCUCGAAAUGAGCUUUUACUUUUGGUGGAACUUGACUCUGGAGAGAAGCCACAGGAUCGCAUCCCACCUUCCAUCUUGCCUUAUAUUCUUGUUUUUGCUAACGACCUGGCCAUAAAUGAACCGAACAGCAUCGCUAUGAGCUUACAGAGAUACAGCCCUGUGGGAAAAGAGAGAGCAAACAGACCACCCUCGGUCACUCCGAGCUCCAGGAUCAGACGAGAAGCAGAGCACUUACAGAAUUUCCUUCCCAACCUCCAGUAUGACGAUCAGAAAAACAAGCAACUAUGGUACAACACUUACUUUGCUUUAAAACCCAAAACCUCGUCCAAGAGUCACUCUGCGAGACAAGGUCCUGAAGUCCGGACAGGAGGAAGUGUGACUCGGGAACUGAGCUUCGAUAAAAGGACCAUGAAAAAGGCUCGGCGUAAGCAGUGGAGUGAACCACGGGCAUGCGCAAGGCGUUACCUGAGAGUGGAUUUCGCCGAUAUCGGCUGGAGCGAGUGGAUUCUGGCUCCCAAAGCGUUUGAUGCGUACUACUGUGCUGGAACCUGUGGAUUCCCCAUGCCCAAGGUGGUCCGUCCUUCGAACCACGCCACUAUCCAAAGCAUCGUGAGGGCAGUCGGGAUCGUUCCCGGCGUCCCCGAGCCUUGCUGCAUUCCUGAGAAAAUGAGUGAACUCGCUGUGCUGUUUCUUGAUGCCAGCAGGAACAUGGUGCUCAAGCUUUACCCUAACAUGUCUGUGGAGACCUGCGCGUGUCGAUAAACGCGAAUGCAGUGGGAGUUUUGGUGUUCCGGAGACCACGGACAAGCCUUCAGAAGCUACCAGGAAGGCAAACGAUAUAUUAGAUCAGGUGUGAUCAUGUUUGACACACAGCUCAAUGGUGGAUUAUAAAGUUGUAUAAAAGAGUGUAUACAUUGUAAGUUUAUUCCUAGUGAACAAGGAAAGUUUCUCCCUGAGACUCCUAAUUAUCUAGGUGGCACCGAAUGAAUCUAAGACCUAUGUAGAAUGAUGCUGUGUGUAUUUACAGGAUGUUUUUAUUUUUUCUGUUUUUAUUUUUUAAUUUUUAUUGAUGUAAAUUAUACAGAAAAAAAAACUGUAGAAACCUUCUGAAAUCUCACUCAGAAUUUAAUAACAAGCAGCGAAAUCAUCUCGUGAAUAUUUUGCAAACAUUAUAGCCCCCUAACAUCAUUCUUUUCAUAGGAAAAAUAGAAGUGGAUUAAACAAUAAAAUAUACGAAUGCUUUGUGAGAAAAUGCUUAUUUGAUUCAAAACAUAGCACGAAACAAUGUAUUAUACAUGGAUAUACAUGGAUCAAUACCUGAUACACAUGUUCAUCUCUGGGAGAUCUGCUUCAUAUCAGAAAAUGUAUUCAGACCAGAGGACGCCUGGACACUGGAGUGGUGCAAUGCUGCUGCCACCUAGUGCCUUUUUCCAAAUUCAGAAGGUCCAGUUGAAUAUCUAAAUAUGAACACUUACAUUGAAACAAUAUUUAAUGAAAUUAAUUUUUAUUUGUAGAGCUGUUCUAACAAUAGACAUUGUCUCAAAGCAGCUUUACAGCACUAAAGAGGUUAUAAAGUAGUAUUAAAGCCUUUAUAAAUGUAGUGCCUAUAAGUUUAUUUCUUAUAACUGUAAUUUUGUCCUUAUUUAGUGAGCCAGUGUCGACUUUGACAGGAAAAAAAAAACCCUGUGAUAGCUUGAGGAAGUAACCAGACUCAAAAGGUAACCCGUCCUCAUCCACAACACUGAAUGUCUAUUCAUUACAGUUCCAUCAUUGUUGAGCUGAAAUGUUCAGUGAUGGGAGCUGUUCAUUCAACCUGUGGUCCUGAGCCAUUGUAAUAAACUUGAUAUUCAUUUUAGUCCAAAUCCAUCCUCAAAAUCAUCGAGUUGCUCAGUAACUUUAUGAAUCUUUAGGCUGUUGAUGUUGAUGUGGAUCCAUUUCCCGCUGCACAGAGUGGUCUCCAGUCACCAUUUCUAGA
Messenger RNA from Silurus meridionalis, 2680 nucleotides. RefSeq names its product growth differentiation factor 10b (gene ifngr1l). The record is from RefSeq and is a predicted model, not a curated record. Gene Ontology annotation, cellular component: extracellular region. NCBI's taxonomy places the organism in Eukaryota, Metazoa, Chordata, Actinopteri, Siluriformes, Siluridae. Gene Ontology annotation, biological process: SMAD protein signal transduction; BMP signaling pathway. Gene Ontology annotation, molecular function: cytokine activity; growth factor activity.